Diprion similis is the source of this 1674-nucleotide messenger RNA. RefSeq names its product glycerol-3-phosphate dehydrogenase [NAD(+)], cytoplasmic-like. Gene Ontology annotation, biological process: carbohydrate metabolic process; glycerol-3-phosphate catabolic process. NCBI's taxonomy places the organism in Eukaryota, Metazoa, Arthropoda, Insecta, Hymenoptera, Diprionidae. The record is from RefSeq and is a predicted model, not a curated record. Gene Ontology annotation, cellular component: cytosol; glycerol-3-phosphate dehydrogenase (FAD) complex. The transcript has 8 exons. The coding region runs from base 317 to 1420 and encodes 367 amino acids. Gene Ontology annotation, molecular function: NAD binding; glycerol-3-phosphate dehydrogenase [NAD(P)+] activity; protein homodimerization activity.
UUCAGCGGUCACCCUGCGAUUCGACGAUUGCGUUUACGUUGGCGAUGAUCCAGAUACAUAGAGAAGAGCAGUUCAUAGUCUAGCGCUAGACUGUGGCUAUUGACUCUGUCUCUUCGCAAGUCGUGGGCUCCGGGUAUUAUCGCGUUAAGAUUUGCGAAGUGAGUCAGUUGGCGGUAACGAGCUCCCGCGAUAAUCCGACUACCAGCAUCAUCUCUGUAUCUGCAGUGUGUAAUUCGGUCUCUGUCAUAUCACGAGCGGACUGUUAACCGCAGCUGCUUGAUUCAAACAGGGAUAAAUAGCGGAAUCAACUCAAGCGAUGGGUCGCACAAAGAAGAAGGUCUGCAUCGUCGGGAGCGGAAAUUGGGGAUCAGCUAUCGCCAAAAUUGUCGGAGCGAAUACAGUCAAGUUCAACACCAAGUUUGAGGAGCGGGUCACGAUGUACGUUUACGAGGAAAUGAUAAACGGAAAGAAACUUACCGAGAUCAUCAACGAGCAGCACGAAAACGUGAAGUACCUUCCGGGCCACAAACUUCCGGAGAACGUGGUCGCCGUUCCCGAUCUCAUCGAGGCAGCGAAGGACGCCGACUUUCUGAUCUUCGUUAUCCCUCAUCAAUUUAUCCGAACCCUAUGCGCAACUCUGCUUGGAAAAAUAAAGCCAACAGCCGUCGGUCUGUCGCUGAUAAAAGGCUUCGAUCAAGGCGAUGGAAAAUCGAUCGAGCUGAUAUCUAAGAUAAUCGAAAACCUGCUGAAAAUACAAUGCUACGUUCUAAUGGGAGCAAAUCUCGCCAACGAAGUUGCCGAGGGGAAAUUUUGCGAGACGACGAUAGGCUGCAAGGAUAAGAGAACUGCGCCUCUUUUGCGAGACAUGAUUCAAACCGAAAACUUCAGAGUCGUUGUAGUCGAAGAUGCUGAAGCCGUCGAAGUCUGCGGCGCGCUCAAGAAUAUUGUUGCCUGCGGAGCGGGUUUCGUCGAUGGUUUGGGCCUCGGUGAUAACACAAAAGCGGCAAUAAUCAGACUGGGACUGAUGGAGAUGGUGAAGUUCGUCGACACUUUUUACGGUGGUUCGAAACUCUCGACUUUCUUCGAAAGCUGCGGAGUGGCCGAUCUGAUAACGACUUGCUACGGAGGCCGAAAUCGACGCGUUUGCGAGCAGUUCGUGAAAACCGGAAAGACCAUCAAGCAACUCGAAGACGAGCUUCUUGCGGGUCAGAAACUCCAGGGACCAGCGACUGCUGACGAGGUUCACACGAUGCUUGUAAAUCGCGGUGCCACCGACAAGUUUCCGCUCUUCACAGCCGUUCAUCGCAUCUGCAUCGCUGAGCUGAAACCUGCCGAAUUUAUCGACCAAAUUCGAAGCCAUCCUGAGCACGUAAUGAGACUGGACGGCGUUAUUGAAGACGACGACGAGGAAGCUGCCUAGGAGAUGUUGCAAUCCGUCGAAUACGACGGCUAGGAUAUAGCUGAUUUAAAAUUAGACACCUAGACGAUCAUCUCUCGGUCUGGGAGGGAGGAGCGACGAGACAUCGGCGUUGACGAUUAGAGAGAAACGGAGAAGGAGAUGAAGAGAGAAAGAGAAAUUGUGUUAUGCUGUAAAUAUUUGAAAUCCAAUUUGUAUAUAUAUGAUCUAUUAGUUGAGCUCGUUAUAUGUAUAUAAAUGUAUAGACACGUGGUUUA